CAGAUUUCCACAAUAACGUCACAUCCUUUCUCUUCUGUGUGUCACCAAAAUUCAUUUCUUUUAUCCCACACACACUCAGUCCCUCUCAUUCCUUAACUUUUGUUUUUGUUUCUUAGAAGAAAUUUCAAAAGUGAGUUUCCAUUCCAAUUCCCUUCUUCUUCUUCUGAUCUUCUUCAUCAAACCAUGUCUGUAAUGCUUGACAAUUGUGAAGGCAUCUUACUUUCUUUGGACUCUCACAAGUCUGUACCUGCCCCUUUCCUCUCCAAAACCUAUCAAUUAGUCGACGACCCCUCGACCGAUCACAUUGUCUCUUGGGGCGAAGACGACACCACUUUCGUCGUCUGGCGCCCCCCCGAGUUCGCCCGCGAUCUCCUCCCCAACUACUUCAAACACAACAACUUCUCUAGCUUUGUUCGUCAACUCAACACUUAUGGUUUUAGGAAGAUUGUGCCAGACAGAUGGGAGUUUGCGAAUGAGUUCUUCAGAAAAGGUGAGAAGCAUUUGUUGUGUGAGAUUCAUAGACGAAAAACAGCUCAGCCUCAACUGCCUUACAGCCAUCACCAUCUUGGAAAUCUCAAUGCUCCUAGUUUUUUCCCGUUUUCGACUCGAGUUAGCAUCUCGCCGUCAGAUUCAGACGAGCAGAUCAAUUGGUGCGACUCACCACCAGCACCACCGAAAGGUGGGGCGAGUGGAUAUUCGGUUAUGGGAAGUGGAAUUAUUAGUAACAAUAGUAGUACGAGUAGUUACAAUAUGAUGAGUUCGGUGACAGCUUUGUCUGAGGAUAAUGAGAGGUUGAGGAGGAAUAACUCUAUGCUGAUUUCGGAGCUUACUCAUAUGAGGAAACUUUAUAAUGAUAUUAUUUAUUUUGUUCAAAACCAUGUCAAGCCUGUUUCUCCUAGCAAUUCUUUCCCUUCUUUACUUCUUUGCCAUCCUUCUUCUACUACUCCUAAUUCCCAGAAACCCCUUAAUCAUUUUCUUGGAUCCUCUCCUUCUACUACUCAUUCUAAUACUGCUACUAUUACUACUAACCACUUUUCUAUUCCUGCUACUAUCGGUACGCCUCAUUUUGUCAGCUCUCCAACUGCAACGUCGAAGAGUGCAGUUACAGAGCUCGACGUUGGGGAGGCUGAUAACAAUAGUUGCAAAACCAAGCUGUUUGGAGUGCCGAUUUCAUCGUCCAAGAAAAGGAUGCAUCCUGAUACUACUAAUUACGUUUCUAUUUCUUCCAGUGUCUCAGAUACCAACAAGAAUUCUCGCUUGCUCUUGGAAAAAGGUGACAAUUUGGGGCUCAAUCUUAUGCCUCCUUCCACUUCCUAGCCAUUGCUCAUCCUCCAAUACCCUCUUUUUUCUUUUUCAAUUCUCUUAAGAUUAUUCAAUUUUUUAUUAUUCCUUUUUUUUCUUUUGUUAUUUUUGAGCGAAUCGGUUCGGUUCAGUUCACUUCAAGAACUAUUGGAGUAUUUUGUGUGAGGAAGUUGUGAAAAUGUGUAUGUGAUUAUCUUGUACAUCUCCAUCUUUGUUAUUCUAAUGCUCAUGAAAGUUAGUUAAUUAAA
Molecule: messenger RNA, 1550 nt
Organism: Benincasa hispida (wax gourd)
Lineage: Eukaryota; Viridiplantae; Streptophyta; Magnoliopsida; Cucurbitales; Cucurbitaceae
Product: heat stress transcription factor B-4-like
Biological process (GO): regulation of transcription by RNA polymerase II
Cellular component (GO): nucleus
Molecular function (GO): RNA polymerase II cis-regulatory region sequence-specific DNA binding; DNA-binding transcription factor activity
Source: RefSeq, a predicted model, not a curated record